UACUCGUUGAGUCGCGAGACCUCCGCAUUCGCUCCGAGCACUUACGGCACGUCUGCUCAGCUCCCGGUCCGAAGACGAGCUACAGUCCUCCCGCUAAACAAAGGAACAGGACCGGUCCGCUCCACGGUGGAAAGGAAGGUCAGUGAUGGUCAAUGGUAGUUAAAACCUGCAGCCAAGGAUGUCUGCUACUGAUUCGGACAACUCCAUUGACUGGCUCGCUAGCGACACUGAGGACAGCACCAGCGAACAGGAGUCAGAGAGGACCCACAACCAGUCGGAUACUCCUGCAACUGACAGCCGCCGGAGCCAUGAGGCGUCCACAAGGGGGCCUCCCUCCAGCUCCACGGAAACAUGGGGCAGGAAUACCAUUGAACUGUGUAAAACACAACAAGGCGAGAAGAUGAAGCGACGCCGCAGCUUCACAGAGGAGGAGGGAGGACGGAUACUUUCCAGUCAGUCCGAGAAGGGACGACUUUUCACCCGAAAGUGCAUGGAGCUGCAAUGCUACAUUCAACCACUGUCAUCGAUCUUGAAUGGCCUUCGUUCAGGGAGAUACAGAGAAAGACUCAGCAGUUUCCAAGAGAGUGUUGCCAUGGACAGAAUCCAAAGGAUCCUGGGCGUUCUACAGAAGCCCUACAUGGGAGAGAACUACAUUAGUAUCAUUCUUAAAAUGGAGGAAAUGCUGAAGAGUUGGUUCCCCAACAUAAAACCCCUCCACCAACUGGCUGUCACCCACACAGAGGAAGUCGUUCCUGCCAAGAAACUAAAGCUUUCCCCUGUGACCCCAACUGCAGCAGUGAGCCCCGUCACCAUCAGCGAUACGCCGGUGGCCGCCAAACUCCUCCGAGUCACUGACCUCACACCUCCCGGAGCUUACUCGGCAAGCAACCUGAAAUGGCUUCACACGUCCCCCAUCUGCUCCCCAACAGCGGAGGAGGCCCCGGCCGCCCCCCGGCACGUGGCAUCCCCUAGAGACCUAACACAGGACAGUGCCGUGUCAUCCAGCACAGACAGCCCCGCUAACACAGACUCUGUGCCCAAAGGGCCUCCGCAGGGUAAAAUCAAUGCGCCAUGUCUAGAGCGCCUCCUCAAGUCAACGGAAAGCAUCAUCAACCGCAGGAAGACGUCAGGUUUGAUGGACAGCAGCUGGUCCUAAUCAACAUGGGGGGUGAAGAGUGGGGGGGCUGAUUAUCAUGCAGCCGAGCCUUGACUACUCGACCAGGGAGGCCAGUUUAGCUCGUUUCGCCCAUUCCAGCCUUCAGGGGAGACCAGAGCCUUCAAAAGGGAUGCGACAGGUUUACUUUUUAGUGUGAAAGACAAACAUGUUGUACUCUCUGUGUGGGAAUGUGCCCUCUCUGACAUGACAAGUGUCUGCUAUAUUUCCUUUUUUGUUGACUUCUUUUGUUUUGUGGUUUGCACUCUUGGGUAGUGUUUUUGAGGGUAGGGAGGAGAGCAAUUGCACCCUAACUGGAGCAGCAUCCCACUGUAGAUCCGAUGGUUCCGUUUGAGUGUUUGUGAAAGUGCCAUCUUGCCUGAGAGGUGUGAAGGAAGUCAACAGCGGUCUACGUAUUGUUGUGCUGAAAUGUGACAUUAUAUUCUUCUCCUUUUCAUGACUCCGCUCUGUUAAGUUUAUUUUUGGGACUGUUACUAAUUUUCAUACUUUGAAAAUACUCAAGUCUUUUUGGUACAACUGUUCUACCUCAGAGGGCGCCACAUCACAGUUGAUGGGCGAGCGUAGGAAUGUAAAAGCAUGGCUCGCCCUCUCUGGACACCUCAGUGGAUCUGCAGUGAACCCGACGGUAACAAACAGUGAGCUCCGCAGCACGAGCUGCCCUGCUCAGGGAUGCUCCCAGCACAGGGAUCCUCUCGUGGUGCCAUUGUAAAGAAUGUCCACUUUGAGUCUCCCAGUAGAAGGCAAAGAGUGCCUGUAACGUCAAGCUGUGCCUGCACGCCGGUUUAUUAAAGCAAGAGAAGUGUCGGGAUUUCCUGCAGCAAGGCUGGAUUGUACAAGUCAGGAAUUGGCACUCUCCUGCCAUUCAUUCUCUUAGAAAGCGUAAAUUAUUCAGUUUUUGCCAACCCGUUUCUGUGGUAGAGUAGAACAAUUCUUGUUUUGCCACAGAACUCAGACAGUAUGUUCGAACUGCAGAAGAGGACAAGGUUUUUCUCUUUGUAAGCCUGACAAGACAGCUUGUCGAUUUACUCUGAAAAGUGGCCUUUAUAGUGUGAAAUUUUAUACUUUCAAAAUAAAUGUGUGCAUAUUUGUUCAAUGCAAA
Molecule: messenger RNA, 2273 nt
Organism: Phycodurus eques (leafy seadragon)
Lineage: Eukaryota; Metazoa; Chordata; Actinopteri; Syngnathiformes; Syngnathidae
Product: circadian-associated transcriptional repressor
Exons: 6
Coding region: 179-1156 (325 amino acids)
Biological process (GO): circadian regulation of gene expression; negative regulation of DNA-templated transcription
Cellular component (GO): nucleus
Molecular function (GO): RNA polymerase II cis-regulatory region sequence-specific DNA binding
Source: RefSeq, a predicted model, not a curated record